AUGAAAACCUGCAGCCACACAGGACCGGGAGAGGAGACCGGAAGAGGAGACCGGGAGAGGAGACCGGGGGAGGAGACCGGGAGAGGAGACCGGGAGAGGAGACCGGGAGAGGAGACCGGAAGAGGAGACCGGAAGAGGAGACCGGGAGAGGAGACCAGGAGAGGAGACCUGGAGAGGAGACCGCGAGAGGAGACCGCGAGAGGAGACCGGGAGAGGAGACCGGGAGAGGAGACCGGGAGAGGAGACCGGGGGAGGAGACCGGGGGAGGAGACCUGGAGAGGAGACCGGGAGAGGAGACCGGGGGAGGAGACCGGGGGAGGAGACCGGGAGAGGAGACCUGGAGAGGAGACCGGGAGAGGAGACCGGGGGAGGAGACCGGGGGAGGAGACCUGGAGAGGAGACCGGGAGAGGAGACCGGGAGAGGAGACCGGGGGAGGAGACCGGGGGAGGAGACCUGGAGAGGAGACCGGGGGAGGAGACCGGGGGAGGAGACCGGGAGAGGAGACCGGGAGAGGAGACCGGGAGAGGAGACCGGGAGAGGAGACCGGGAGAGGAGACCGGGAGAGAGACGGGAGAGACCGGGAGAGGAGACCUGGAGAGGAGACCGGGAGAGGAGACCUGGAGAGGAGACCGGGAGAGGAGACCGGGGGAGGAGACCGGGGGAGGAGACCGGGAGAGGAGACCGGGAGAGGAGACCGGGAGAGGAGACCGGGAGAGGAGACCGGGAGAGGAGACCGGGAGAGGAGACCUGGAGAGGAGACCGGGAGAGGAGACCUGGAGAGGAGACCGGGAGAGGAGACCGGGGGAGGGGACCGGGAGAGGAGACCAGGGGAGGAGACCGGGAGAGGAGACCGGGAGAGGAGACCGGGAGAGGAGACCAGGGGAGGAGACCGGGAGAGGAGACCUGGAGAGGAGACCGGGAGAGGAGACCGGGGGAGGAGACCGGGAGAGGAGACCGGGAGAGGAGACCGGGAGAGGAGACCGGGAGAGGAGACCGGGGGAGGAGACCGGGAGAGGAGACCGGGAGAGGAGACCGGGAGAGGAGACCGGGAGAGGAGACCGGGAGAGGAGACCAGGGGAGGAGACCAGGGGAGGAGACCGGGAGAGGAGACCGGGAGAGGAGACCGGGAGAGGAGACCGGGAGAGGAGACCGGGAGAGGAGACCGGGAGAGGAGACCGGGAGAGGAGACCGUGAGAGGAGACCAGGGGAGGAGACCGCGAGAGGAGACCAGGGGAGGAGAUCGCGAGAGGAGACCAGGGGAGGAGAUCGCGAGAGGAGACCAGGGGAGGAGACCGGGGGAGGAGACCGGGAGAGGAGACCAGGGGAGGAGACCAGGGGAGGAGACCGGGAGAGGAGACCGGGAGAGGAGACCGGGAGAGGAGACCGGGAGAGGAGACCAGGGGAGGAGACCAGGAGAGGAGACCAGGGGAGGAGACCAGGGGAGGAGACCAGGGGAGGAGACCAGGGGAGGAGACCAGGGGAGGAGACCAGGGGAGGAGACCGGGAGAGGAGACCGGGAGAGGAGACCGGGAGAGGAGACCAGGGGAGGAGACCAGGGGAGGAGACCAGGGGAGGAGACCAGGGGAGGAGACCAGGGGAGGAGACCGGGAGAGGAGACCGGGAGAGGAGACCGGGAGAGGAGACCGGGAGAGGAGACCAGGGGAGGAGACCAGGAGAGGAGACCUGGAGAGGAGACCGGGAGAGGAGACCGGGGGAGGAGACCGGGGGAGGAGACCGGGAGAGGAGACCGGGAGAGGAGACCAGGGGAGGAGACCAGGAGAGGAGACCUGGAGAGGAGACCGGGAGAGGAGACCGGGGGAGGAGACCGGGGGAGGAGACCGGGAGAGGAGACCUGGAGAGGAGACCGGGAGAGGAGACCGGGGGAGGAGACCGGGAGAGGAGACCGGGAGAGGAGACCGGGAGAGGAGACCAGGGGAGGAGACCGGGAGAGGAGACCAGGGGAGGAGACCGGGGGAGGAGACCGGGGGAGGAGACCUGGAGAGGAGACCAGGAGAGGAGACCUGGAGAGGAGACCGGGAGAGGAGACCGGGGGAGGAGACCGGGGGAGGAGACCGGGAGAGGAGACCGGGGGAGGAGACCGGGAGAGGAGACUGGGAGAGGAGACCUGGAGAGGAGACCAGGGGAGGAGACCUGGAGAGGAGACCUGGAGAGGAGACCUGGAGAGGAGACCAGGGGAGGAGACCUGGAGAGGAGACCUGGAGAGGAGACCGGGAGAGGAGACCGGGAGAGGAGACCAGGGGAGGAGACCGGGAGAGGAGACCGGGAGAGGAGACCUGGAGAGGAGACCAGGGGAGGAGACCAGGGGAGGAGACCUGGAGAGGAGACCGGGAGAGGAGACCGGGGGAGGAGACCGGGAGAGGAGACCGGGAGAGGAGACCGGGAGAGGAGACCGGGAGAGGAGACCUGGAGAGGAGACCUGGAGAGGAGACCAGGGGAGGAGACCAGGGGAGGAGACCGGGGGAGGAGACCGCGAGAGGAGACCAGGGGAGGAGACCAGGGGAGGAGACCAGGGGAGGAGACCGGGAGAGGAGACCAGGGGAGGAGACCAGGGGAGGAGACCAGGGGAGGAGACCAGGGGAGGAGACCGGGAGAGGAGACCGGGAGAGGAGACCGGGAGAGGAGACCGGGAGAGGAGACCGGGAGAGGAGACCGGGAGAGGAGACCAGGGGAGGAGACCAGGGGAGGAGACCAGGGGAGGAGACCUGGAGAGGAGACCGGGGGAGGAGACCGGGAGAGGAGACCGGGAGAGGAGACCGGGAGAGGAGACCGGGAGAGGAGACCGGGGGAGGAGGCCGGGAGAUGAGACCGGGAGAGGAGACCGGGAGAGGAGACCGGGGGAGGAGACCGGGAGAGGAGACCGGGAGAGGAGACCGGGAGAGGAGACCGGGAGAGGAGACCGGGAGAGGAGACCGGGAGAGGAGACCGGGAGAGGAGACGGAGGAGACCGGGAGAGGAGACCGGGAGAGGAGACCGGGAGAGGAGACCGGGAGAGGAGACCGGGAGAGGAGACCGGGAGAGGAGACCGGGAGACCGGGAGAGGAGACCGGGAGAGGAGACCGGGAGAGGAGACCGGGAGAGGAGACCGGGAGAGGAGACCGGGAGAGGAGACCGGGAGAGGAGACCGGGAGAGGAGACCGGGAGAGGAGACCGGGAGAGGAGACCUGGAGAGGAGACCUGGAGAGGAGACCAGGGGAGGAGACCGGGGGAGGAGACCGGGGGAGGAGACCUGGACAUUCCCAGGGGCCCUCUUCACUCCACCUGCAGACGCUGGGGCCCAGGACGCAGUUGGGACGCCCUCCAGACACUGA
Molecule: messenger RNA, 3330 nt
Organism: Knipowitschia caucasica
Lineage: Eukaryota; Metazoa; Chordata; Actinopteri; Gobiiformes; Gobiidae
Source: the annotation of a GenBank genome assembly